AUGCCGUCCAUGCCCCGGCUCGGCAUGUUCUGGGCGGCAGCGAUCGGAGUGGGGGUCGUCACCUGCGCCGUCGUCUUCGUCCGUCAAAAGAGCCCGACGUUUUUCGUCAACCUGACGGCGGACGGCACGCCAGGGAGGGUUUUCAGUCGCGGCCCGUUCCGAGUGGUGGAGGACAGCGUGCGACCUCGGGACUGCUCUUUCGCCCAGGAGCCACUACCCAAGCCUGUCCGUGUCUGGCUCCCAGUCCUAGAUCUUCCCAGCAAGGAGUUAUCUGAUUCUUCCCUAGCUGCCACUGUUGCUGUUUCUGCUGCUGACGCUGAAGCUGAAGCAGCUCCCGGCGAUUCACCUAAUGAGAAGCUCGAAAACACCUGGCAGCAACAGAGGAGCACCUGGCAGGUGCCAGUGGUGGUGUUUCAGCACGGGUUCGCAUCUCAGAACUAUUUUUACUCCGACCUGCUCUCGAGAAUAGCCUCGCAUGGCUACAUUGUGGUGGCACCACAGAUGUACUCAAUAUUAGCUGGAUUCGACACAAUGCCAGAGAUGCGGGAUGCUGUGAAAGUCAUCAACUGGUUACACGCCAAUCUGCACACUCUAAUCGAUGCACGAGUUAAGCCUGCUGCCUUGGCUGCUAUACGGGCAGCUGGAAAGGAAGCAGGCAGAGAACAGGCAGCAGGAGAAGAGACAGUGGUGGUGUCGCAGCCUGAUUGGUCAAGGCUAGUGCUAGCAGGCCAUAGCCGGGGAGGGAAGGUGACGUUUGGAAUUUUGCGAAAGCUGGUGGGGGAGUUAGUUAAGUCUACAAAGCAGCAGCAGUCUACAACGCAGCAGCGUGGGUUCAUAGAGGCACAGUUAGCGGUGCCUAUUAAAGCCGCAAUACUCUUUGACCCUGUGGAUGGAACUGCUUCUAAAGCCACCAAUCCCCCCACACUCACUCAUCAACCGGACUCUAUCUCUCUGCUCAACAACCCUCCUGUACUCGUUAUAGGCUCAGGCCUGGGUCCCAUUCCCAGAGGCGGCAAAUCCCCUUCCGAUCAAGGUAACCCAUGCGCGCCAGAGAAUUUCGGGCACAAGGUUUUUUUCUCGGACCUGGUCGGCCCAGCGUACCAUUUUUCGGUGCCCGAAUUCGGCCACGCUGACUUUUACGAUGAUGAUUUGGGGCCGAUUUACGGACCGUUGUUUAGCAAAGUGUGCAAUAACGGGCCUGCUAGGGAGCCGAUGCGGGUAGCGGCUGGAGGGCUAUCAGUGGCGUUUUUAAAGGCUGUGGUUGGGGAUGGUGGGGAUGGUGAGAAGGGAGGGACUGUAAGGGGAGUGAGGGGCGAGAGGAGUGGGAUGGAGGUGGAGAGAAGGGAUAGUGGCGGUGUGGGAGGGGGAACAAAGAGCUUAGAGAAGAGGCAGGCUUUGGAGAGAUUAGUGACUGAUGCUGCAGCUGAUGUGGCUGACGUGGCAACUGCCGUUAAUGUUGCAGCUGACGUGGCAACUGCUGGUGCCGCACACAGUGAUCAGGAGCAAGGCACGGAGCAGAUGCAUCAGCAGGAGCAGCAGGAGGAGGUGGAGAAGGAGAGGCAAAGGCUUGAGGGGGAGUACCUGAGGAGUGGGGGUAGUGGAGGGGCGUGUGGGGGUGAUACGGAAGGAAGCAUUGCGGGUGGCUCAGCUGUGGGAAACAGGGAGGGAGGCUGUGGUGCUGUGAUUGGUUCAGGGAAGGGGAGUGAUGUGAGGGAUCUUUGUGAUCUAUUGCAACACCCUGAGCAUUCUCCUGUGGUUUUGUCAGAGGUGGGGUGGAAAGUGGGGCGGCAGCAGGAAACACCUGAAGAAACACCUGUAGGAGCACCUGCCAAUUUAUGUGGAGCAGCACCAGCUACAGUUGCAGCUGCUGCUGCCCGCUAG
This is a messenger RNA of Closterium sp. NIES-65, 1881 nucleotides long. The record is from the annotation of a GenBank genome assembly. NCBI's taxonomy places the organism in Eukaryota, Viridiplantae, Streptophyta, Zygnematophyceae, Desmidiales, Closteriaceae.